Molecule: messenger RNA, 849 nt
Organism: Drechmeria coniospora
Lineage: Eukaryota; Fungi; Ascomycota; Sordariomycetes; Hypocreales; Ophiocordycipitaceae
Exons: 4
Coding region: 1-849 (282 amino acids)
Cellular component (GO): 90S preribosome; nucleus
Source: RefSeq, a predicted model, not a curated record
AUGUCUUCUCGUCCCAGGAAGCGCCAGGCCGAGUCUGCCCCUCCGACACCGGAGGCCAAGCCCGUCGGCAAGAAGCGAAAGACAAAGAGGUCGAAGCAUGACGACGAAGCCUACGACGUCGAGCUCGGCAUCAACAAGCUGAUCGCUCGCAUGGACAACCAGCUGCUCGCCGACCACCUCGCCCAGCAGGUGGCCAAGUUUGGAAAGGACCUGAGUUCCGUCGAGCUGUCCGACUUGACCGUCUCUGCCAGCUCGAUAUGCGAGACGACGGCGUGGGCCGAUGCGAGAACGACGGAGAAGCUCGCCGACUUUCUGGAGGAGCAUGCCGAUAAUCCGGCGAGCCUGAAAAGGGCACCCAAGAAGAACGGCGCCCCCCACACCAUCAUCGUCACCGGUGCUGGCCAGAGGGCGGCCGACGUUGCCAGGCACGAACCCCCCGAACCUCCCGGACCCGCCGGGCGUCCUUGGCCGCCUCCGCUGUGCUGCAUCUCCCGGCUGACAAGUAUGAGCAGAGUCGUUCGCAAGUUCGCCUGCGGCAAAGAUGACACCGUGGCGAAGCUGUUUGCCAAGCACAUGAAGGUCGAGGAGCAGAUCGCCUUCCUCCAGAAUCGAAAGUCCGGCAUCGGCGUCGGAACGCCGGCCCGCCUGUUCGAGCUGAUCAAGCACGGCGCCCUCUCGCUCGAGAACCUGCAACGCCUCGUCGUCGACGCCUCCCACAUCGACGGGAAGAAGCGAGGUGUCAUGGACAUGAAGGACACCCUGAUGCCGCUCGCCCGCUUGCUGGCGGCAGACGAGCUGAAGACGAGAUACGAGGAUGAGAAGAAGCCGCUGGCCUUGUUGUUCUACUAG